Messenger RNA from Magnolia sinica, 1178 nucleotides. Its product is annotated as protein-S-isoprenylcysteine O-methyltransferase B-like. The transcript is spliced from 5 exons. The record is from RefSeq and is a predicted model, not a curated record. Bases 138 to 857 code for a protein of 239 amino acids. Gene Ontology annotation, molecular function: protein C-terminal S-isoprenylcysteine carboxyl O-methyltransferase activity. Gene Ontology annotation, biological process: C-terminal protein methylation. Gene Ontology annotation, cellular component: membrane; endoplasmic reticulum. NCBI's taxonomy places the organism in Eukaryota, Viridiplantae, Streptophyta, Magnoliopsida, Magnoliales, Magnoliaceae.
CGAAAGCCGCGUCCCCUCGUAUUCCUUUUUUCUUAUUUUCUCCUUUUUUACAGCACAAUAAUCCCUCUUUUUCUCACGUUAUAGAAUUCCUUUCAUAAAUCAAUCAAUCUGGAAUUGAUAAAUGAGAACCUCGAUCGAUGCCCUUCGAAUUUGAAUCCUCUCAGAUUCUGAAACCAAACCCUAGAUUUUCGAUUUUCUCUGAAAACCCUAAUAUCGCUCCCGGCAUCAGAGCCGAAGAAGUUCAAGCCCUUUCACGGUCGAAAAUGGCGGAUUUCUUCGGGUACACGUCUUACAGGCAGUUAGGGCAGCUCUUCGCAGCAGUUGCCUUCUUUCAUGGCUCCGAAUAUGCCCUGGCCGUCGCCAUCCACGGGAGAUUCCGUGUUUCUCUCAGCUCACUUCUGAUCAGCAAACACUAUCUUUUGGCAAUGGCUUUUGCAUUGCUAGAAUAUGUGUUAGAGAUUUUUCUAUUUCCGGGAAUGAAGGAGCUUUGGUGGAUAAGCAACAUUGGCCUUAUGAUGGUGGUAGUUGGGGAGGUCAUACGUAAAACUGCCAUUCUAACAGCCCGUCGUGCCUUCACACACAAAAUCAAGAUUUAUCACGAAGAGCACCAUGAGUUGGUCACUGAUGGAAUCUAUAGAUUCGUCCGUCACCCAGGAUAUUGCGGCUUUUUCAUCUGGGCACCUGCUACUCAGAUAAUGCUGUGCAAUCCCAUCUCCACGGUCGGUUUUACUUUGGUUACUUGGCGCUUCUUCUCAACACGUAUACCAUAUGAAGAGUUCUUCUUGAGGGAGUUCUUUGGAUCUGAAUACGAUGAAUAUGCACAAAGGGUUCCUUCUGGCAUCCCUUUUGUAAAGUGAAGAGAUAUUCAGUGAGUCCCGCUGGCUCGUCAUCAGAAUGUUUGGGUCACUGGGGCUUCAUCUCAUCUGAAAUUGAUCAGAUGUGCAGCUGGUGAAGCACGUGUUCUUGUAUUCUCUAACAAUUGGUAACUUUCAUCCAAAAGUGACCAUGUAAGAACAGACGAAACGAUUUUUUUAUGCAUGGCUGCUAGAAGGAUGAAGGUGGAGGAUGCAGGCGUGGUAGCUGACCAUGUAAAAGCUUUAGCAAUUCAUCCACAACUGAGCAUCGUGAAACGUCGAGGCUGUUUUUGGUUUGAUCCUUUUAUUGCUCGGUUGCCAAAG